Messenger RNA from Cylicocyclus nassatus, 582 nucleotides. Lineage: Eukaryota; Metazoa; Nematoda; Chromadorea; Rhabditida; Strongylidae. The record is from the annotation of a GenBank genome assembly.
AUGAAAAACCUUCUCAAGAAGCUUCAUAAGUCUGCCAAGAAGCAAUUGCGGAAUCUUCCCAAGAGCCUUGUAGGGCCUUUCCGGAAGGGUUCCAAAGCCUCUGCCCUCAAUCCCGUCACUCAUGGCCUUUUCACUGCUCAGAAGGUGCUCAAGGGCCUUCGUCAUGGCAAGUGGCGCAAGAAUGUGGCUCGCCUUUCCGCCGCCCAGCGUUCGUCGGAUGGCCUCAAUCUCGCCGUUGAUGGCGGUUCUCCGUCCUACUCGCCGCAGUACGUUCACAAUGCGCGUACGCUCUCUCAGUUGACUGGAGCUGGUGUGACAACGGCUGGAGCCUUGUAUACCAACAAGAGCAAUAUUUCCGCCACUCAGGCCGCGAACAAUCAGAAUCUUUCUAUUGCUGCCAUGAACAACGCCACUCAAAUUGACAUGGCAAAUUCCGCUCAUCAGCGUGAGGUGGCCGACCUUCGUGCAGCUGGCCUCAAUCCGCUUUUGUCUGCUGGCGGUUCCGGUUCUUCUACGCCGACCCUUCAGAGUGCGACAAUGCAGGCUUCCCAUUACGAAAAUCCAGUCCAGCACGCCGUUCAG